Molecule: messenger RNA, 1947 nt
Organism: Medicago truncatula (barrel medic)
Lineage: Eukaryota; Viridiplantae; Streptophyta; Magnoliopsida; Fabales; Fabaceae
Product: (+)-neomenthol dehydrogenase
Exons: 9
Coding region: 16-1674 (552 amino acids)
Cellular component (GO): membrane
Molecular function (GO): oxidoreductase activity, acting on the CH-OH group of donors, NAD or NADP as acceptor
Source: RefSeq, a predicted model, not a curated record
AUAGUUUCAACAUCUAUGGCAGAAGCAAAACUAAGGAAUGCUGUUGUUACUGGCUCAAAUAAAGGGAUAGGAUUUGAGACUGUUAAAAUGUUGGCCUCAAAUGGUGUCAAGGUGAUGCUCACAGCUAGAGAUGAGAAAAAGGGGAAUGAAGCCAUUCAGAAAUUGAAACAGUUUGGUCUCUCUGACCAAGUUAUGUUUCACCAACUUGAUGUCACUGACCCUGCUAGUAUUACUUCACUGGUAGAAUUUGUUAAGACACAGUUUGGGAGACUUGAUAUCUUGGUGAACAAUGCAGGAGUUAGUGGUGUCAAUCCAUAUGAAACGGUGGGAUCAACAGUUGAUUGGGAGAAACUGACACAAACUAGUGACAUGGCUGAAAAUUGCCUCAGAACAAACUACUAUGGUGUUAAGGAAACAACUGAGGCCUUUCUUUCCCUUCUCAAGUUAUCCAAUUCUCCCAAGAUUAUUAAUGUUUCCUCCCAAGCAGCAUUAUUGCAGAAUAUACCAAAUCAAUGGGCUAAAAGGGUGUUUGAUGAUAUUGAAAAUCUUACAGAAGAGAGAAUAGAUAAAGUACUAAUAGAGUUUAUCAAAGAUUUCAAAGAAGGUUCACUAGAAAACAAAGGGUGGCCAACCUUCUUGUCAACCUAUAUUGUCUCAAAAGCAGCAACAAAUUCUUACACAAGGAUUCUAGCCAAGAAGUAUCCAAACAUGUGCAUCAAUUGUGUGUGUCCUGGUUAUGUGAAAACAGACCUCACCAAAAACAUUGGCAUGUUAUCUGUUGACCAAGGUGCUGCUAGUGUUGUGAGAUUAGCACUGCUUCCUGAUGGUUCCCCUUCUGGCCUCUUCUUUAUUAGGGAAGAAAUGUCAAACUUUUGGUAUGCAGUUGUUACUGGGUCAAACAAAGGGAUAGGAUUUGAGACUGUUAAAAUGUUGGCCUCAAAUGGUGUCAAGGUGGUGCUUACAGCUAGAGAUGAGAAAAAAGGGAAUGAAGCCAUUCAGAAAUUGAAACAGUUUGGUCUCUCUGACCAAGUUAUGUUUCACCAACUUGAUGUCACUGACUCUGCUAGUAUUACUUCACUUGUGAACAAUGCAGGAGUUAGUGGUGUCAAUCCAUAUGAAACGGUGGGAUCAACAGUUGAUUGGGAGAAACUGACACAAACUAGUGACAUGGCUGAAAAUUGCCUCAGAACAAACUACUAUGGUGUUAAGGAAACAACUGAUGCCUUUCUUCCCCUUCUCAAGUUAUCCAAUUCUUCCAAGAUUGUUAAUGUUUCCUCCCAAGCAGCAUUAUUGAAGAAUAUACCAAAUCAAUGGGCUAAAAGGGUGUUUGAUGAUAUUGAAAAUCUUACAGAAGAGAAAAUAGAUGAGGUACUAAAAGAGUUUAUCAAAGACUUCAAAGAAGGUUCACUAGAAAACAAAGGGUGGCCAACAAUCAUGUCUGCCUAUAUUAUCUCAAAAGCAGCCAUGAAUUCUUACACAAGAAUUCUAGCCAAGAAGUAUCCAAACAUGUGCAUCAAUUGUGUGUGUCCUGGUUUUGUUAAAACAGACAUCAACAAAAACACUGGCAUGUUACCUGUUGACCAAGGUGCUGCUAGUGUUGUGAGAUUAGCUCUGCUUCCUGAUGAUUCCCCUUCUGGCCUCUUCUUUAUUAGGGAAGAAAUAUCAAACUUUUGAAUGGUUUUAUGAAGUGUAUUACAAUUAUAGAAUGUGUCUCUUGCUGAUAUUUUGUACCCUUGUUAAAUUGUUCACUUUUUGCAUGAUCAUAGUUGCUAUUUGCCAUGUUUUUAUGGACUUGCAAUGUUUAGAACAUUAGAUGAACCCAUCCUCAGUUAUGAAAUUUUAUAAACCAAUCCUAAUUAAUUUUAAAGCUAUGAAACCUUGAUACAGGUGUGAUACGAUAGUUACGCCUCUAUUACUAGGCGAUAUAAAAAGAUCAUAUUUCUCUUA